GUGUUUUGAAUGAAUAGCUGAAAAGCAGAUUUCCGCCCAGGAUCCGUCCAGUUGAGACACAUCCGGGACACUCUGGUUCCAAAAACAAACAGAUCCCUACGCUCAGUGGCGCUGGUGGAAAGUGCUUGUUCACUACACCCAGUGUGAGCCACUGUAGCCAGUCAGCGAGCGAGCGAUGGAGGGGGGAGGCAGUGUUUCGUGGAUGAAAUAUGGGCCUGUUGUGUCCCUGUUUGUGGUUAUUUUGGCCCUCUGGUUCCGGUCACCCCAGAAUGAAGACCUGGACGACCGGUUGGACACGGUCCUGUCCUCUCUUCUCCGGGCUGAACAGAAAGUCGGGAUGAGCAACGUCGUCAGACCGAAAGUGGCCGUUGGUUUUGGAGGUUGUGUUGACCUGAUAGUGGAUGGGGUGUCAUUGCUUAAUAAGAUUGGCCUCCCUCCCACAGACCAGCCCCUGCAUCAUGACUACAUAGAAAACGCUGAACAGUUGGCUCAGAGCUUUGCCUACUUCUUUGCGCCAGGAGCAGCUGCAGAGCGUUUCAUGUUGAAUGACACUCUCUUUAGUGAGCUGGUUGAGGCCUCCCGUGACCUACCUGGGAACAGAUGGUCAGUAGGCGGUAAUGCUCCGGUAAUGGCUGGUCGUAUGGCAACUGAAGGAUGUGAUGUGUUGCUAGGAGGAAGCUUCAGCCCCGACUUUACAGAUGUCCUGUCCCAGCACAUCACAGUGGCAGGUAAUAUUCUAGACGAGCCAGACAUUCAUCUGAUCCUAGAGUAUCCAUCUGGAGCUAGCUGGGGGCACUAUACGUCACGAAGAGCCAACAGAUAUAUCAUCCACAGUGAUGACCAUAACCCCUACCUGGACUCCAUGGAGGAAUUUGCUGAGAAACUCGGAGACUUCAAACCAGAUUUGCUAGUGGUUGGUGGGCUGCAAAUGAUGGAUAACUUCCCCUUUCAGUCAGGUGAACGGGACGCUCUCUUCUCUCGCCUGGCCGACCUGCUGUCCUCCUCAUCUCCUCAGAUUGGUGUUCAUUUUGAAAUGGCCAGUUUCGUAGAAGAGAGUAUAAUGGAAGACCUGCUUCACUAUGUCAUUCCACACGCGGACUCUUUGGGGAUGAAUGAACAGGAGCUUCCCAACCUGCUCAGCCUGCUGAAAGGCUCCAACAUCACAGUGUUGUCAGACCCAAACCCUCGUGUAGCUACUGUCCUCGACCAAAUGAGGGAGGUCUAUCGCAUUCUGAACCAGCGCUACAAGGAUGCAAAUGAUGCUAGUGUAGAAAGUGACACAAACAGUUCUAAAGCUAAGGGUAAGCCGUUGACUCGCCUCCACGUCCACACACUGGCCUUUCAGGCCAUGAUCGUGACCCGUGGCUCUCAGUGGAAGAACACCAUGUCAGCCACGGCCAAGGCCUCUCUCACAGCUAACCGCCAUGUUUGUGGCUCUAAUGACAUUGACCCCAGCAAGGCGAGGCUCAUCAUGGAUGACUCAUUCUCUGUAAGCCGGCAGGAGGGCAGCCAGCGUAUCCCUUUGCAAGAGACCAGGCCCGUCAGCUGCUGGGAUGAGGAGGAUUAUGAGAUCUGUGUGGCACCUGUGCUGGUGUGCACUGAGGUUUACCAAACUGCAGGUGGAGGGGACAACAUCUCAGCUGCUGGCCUUGUGCUGCAGAUCUAGACAAGGAGACUACAUGUCCUAUUUGUGUGUAAUGCUAACUAGAUGUUGGCAACAAGGUGACUCUGGAAACUUGAUCUGAGUGUGAUGGCAAAAUAGCUGUUUUGGCAAACACAGGUACUGAAAGGUAUCAGGCUAAUGCUAUCACACUUGCAGCUCAUGGCCCAGGUGGACUAUAAGGAAAACUGAUUGUUAUCACUCAUAGGAGUCAGAUGAUCGGGUACAGUGGUUAUUAAUCAGGUUAACCCACUAUAUUUUAAAUACAUGGGCUCAGUAUUGAUUUUUGAAAGAGAUAAAGAAAAACUCAAAUAUUACAGUUUUGUAAACUGAGUAAAGUCUAUCUUAACCAGACUUUCUUCAGGUAAUGCUCAGUGUGGUGUGUGAGUGUGUGCAUUGUGUUGUGACUUAUACAUAUAAUAAUAUGUAUUUUGUUGUGUCUUUGCCUGAGUGCAAAGCCCUCAGGUAUACAGUUUAUUUGAUUUUUAGGACCGCCUUGGCACAUACCAACCAUCUUUUCCAAGUCAUUGUAGCCCAUCAUCUGACUCUGGUGAUUUUAAUAACCUGUCUUCCUCUUUUUCUCCUUGACCUUACAAGACUUGGCCUUCAGUCAGGAUGAGAUGAAGAGGGAUGAGGUUUGGAUAAAGUCAUUUUUACAGAGCCAUGCUGGUAGAUUGUGGCAUGUUAUUUUUAAAUUGUGUAUCAAGACUUUGAAUGCAUCAUCGGUCUGCUGUAUUUGCAGGGUCUGACAGCAGGGUUAUACAACCUCUGCUCUAAGAUACACUGUCUUUGCAUAAUUUAAACCUGUGGCUCUACUAUGCAGCAGAUUUAUCCAGAGUUGUGUAAUUACUGGAACAGCUGAAUCUUUGGUUUCUUGGCAGCAUGUUUAUUAGGUGUUUUCACCUACUUAAAAUCGACAGGUCCCACCACUGCACAAGCCUUUGCCCUCACCUACCUUGCAGCAAAUGCAGUUUCAGAGGAGCCAACCUAAGGCUGACAAGUUAACAGCCUGGCAGUUUUAAAAGAUCAUAUCAACUAUUUUAAUGAGAAGGUUCUGUCCUGCCUCUUCCCUCUCCUGUCUCAUUCUCAAAGAAAGACUUCAAGUAGAAAGCUGGUGAGGUGAUCACCUCCUGUUCUUCCCAAUAUAUGUGAAAAAUGCUGGUUUGGGUGAGUUUGAUUUGCUCCAGGAUUGUCAUUCCUCUGUGAGUCAUUUGCAGUGCAAUAAUGCAAAAGCUAUGUUAAGAGACCACUGUUGGUAGCUGGAUAUGAUGUCAAAAAUUUCUUCUCUACCUCCACGCUCUUUCUGUUUCACCAUCCCUUUUUCCGCUCUUCUUGUUGUUGUCUCUUUCCCAUGUUUCUUUGUCACAGUUUUCUAUUAUUUGUCAUAUUGCUUCCUUGUUUCUUCCCCUCUUCUUGUGUUUGUUUAUGGCUCUUUAAGGACCAAAUGACCAGUGUGUGUAGACAACAUUACUGUUCACAAUAUGGCUGUACACAGUGGAACCAAAUCUCAUGUGUUUUAGAUUUUUCUAAGUUAGUAACAUGACAUUGUAAGCUUGACUUGAAGCCAUGGUGCUACUCACCAUCAAUGGAGUAGUGGACCGCACUGAAAUUAUAUUUUCCAUAUUUAGUCUUCAUCUCACU
This is a messenger RNA of Seriola dumerili (greater amberjack), 3301 nucleotides long. RefSeq names its product ADP-dependent glucokinase-like (gene adpgk2). The record is from RefSeq and is a predicted model, not a curated record. Gene Ontology annotation, cellular component: endoplasmic reticulum. NCBI's taxonomy places the organism in Eukaryota, Metazoa, Chordata, Actinopteri, Carangiformes, Carangidae. The transcript has 7 exons. Gene Ontology annotation, molecular function: ADP-specific glucokinase activity. The coding region runs from base 176 to 1666 and encodes 496 amino acids. Gene Ontology annotation, biological process: glucose metabolic process.